CUCUUUUUAGCCGUUCUUCUGUUGUGUUUCAUCAAGUUUGUUGGCAAUAAGAUAAUUCUGUAAAGUUUGUGUAUAACUGCUGAGCUGGAGUUUUAUUAUUAUUUUUUUGGAAAAAUCCAAUUUUCUUCAAAAUAUAACCACGUGUUUUUUGAAGGAUAAUUUUUUAGAUAUUUUUCUUGCGUUAUUUUUACGCAAAGUUAAAUCCAAGUCUCAAAUAUGGUUUUAUUGACUAACGAGAAAUUUUAAGAUAAAUCCUUUUAAACUAGAAACUGUAUUUUUAAAUUUAUGAAAGACAAUUAACAUUAAUGCAUUGAAAUGCUGUGGAAAGUAAUAGUACUGUUUGCUCUAGUUAUGGAUUCAACUGCAUCAAAAACUGAUUUAGAACCAGAAUUUGCAGAUAGAAUAAUGAAUAAAACCGUUAAGGUUGGAGAAGACGUCGAGCUAUCCUGUAUAACAGAAAAUUUAGGCUCCUAUAGGGUUGCUUGGAUACGUGUAGAAAGUCAAACAAUACUGUCAAUUCAUACUCAUGUGAUCACUAGGAAUUAUAGGAUUUCUUUAAAUCACAAAGAUCACACGCAUUGGAAUUUGCAUAUCGAAGAUGUCCACGCAGAAGACCGUGGAAGCUAUAUGUGUCAAAUUAAUACAGUGCCCAUGAAGAAACAGAUUGGAUUUCUUGAAGUUGUAGUGCCUCCUCAAUUUUCAAAUACAGAUAGAAAUUCAGAAAUCCUUGCUCGAGAGGGAACCAAUGUGUCGCUAAGUUGUACAGUCACGGGUCAUCCUCAGCCAAGUGUUUCUUGGCAAAGAGAAGAUGGCCAAGCUUUUCAUGCUGGUCCAACGCACAAUAAAGAUCAACAAUAUGCUACCUAUGAAGGCGAAGUGCUAACGAUAUCAAAAGUAAGUCGGCUUCAUAUGGGUACGUAUCUCUGUACUGCCAAUAACAGCGUUCCACCGAUUGUCACAAGAAGAAUACAGCUUUAUGUACAUUAUGAGAGGUUAGAAAUGCUAGAUGACUCGCUGAGUCGAGAAAGAAAUUUUCCUAACCAGUCACCUGUGCAGGAGAUAGUUAGUACACAAGCGGGGCAACUGUAUAACGACAACCGGACGAUGAAUGGUCUUCGGCUGGUGAAGACCAUUCCUUAUGGCGGCAUUUAUGACAACAGCCGACAACGAUUCAUUGCAGCAGCAUUUCUAGUAGCAUGA
This is a messenger RNA of Uloborus diversus, 1200 nucleotides long. Its product is annotated as lachesin-like. Gene Ontology annotation, cellular component: neuron projection. The record is from RefSeq and is a predicted model, not a curated record. Lineage: Eukaryota; Metazoa; Arthropoda; Arachnida; Araneae; Uloboridae.